CGCCCCACUUUAAAUAAGGUAUUAACGCCCCUCCUCCGUCAGCUGACCGCGGUCCAUGUUGUCAGGAAGUGCUUCGUUUUUCACAUCUAACCGGAAUAUAAGGAGGAGUAGCUGUUUAAUCCUACGCUCCUGGAACAUCACACCGAGCGUUCCAUGGGUCAGCCAUUGAGACAUGGAGAACUACAGCAGUGGUCGGCCAUGGGGGAAGCUAGUCAAAGUGGACUCCAAUGAAACAGUUCUGCUUUUCACUAAGGAAUGUACAGUUGGCAGAAAAAAAGGCUGCUAUCUGUCCUUUCCAUCCAAUAAACUUGUCUCCGGGGAGCACUGCAAGAUAGUAAAAGAUGAACACUCAGGGCUGGUUUGGCUUGAAGACACGAGCACUAACGGCACAGUGAUCAACUCGUCCAAAGUGGUCAAGAAGCAGACGCAUGUGCUGCAGAACGGUGAUGUCAUCUACUUUGUGUACAGGAAGAGUGACCCCGAUCAAAACAUUGCCUAUGUUUACCACUCUUUAAACAUGGAGGCCGCUGUUCCAGAAGACGGUUAUAAGAGGCCAGCCUGCAGUCUUUUUCCGGUUCUGGCUUCAGAGAUGGCCCUCUCUGUGGAACCCGUAAUGCUCACAAGAGCUCCUUUGGAACCAACUCAGGAGGAACCUCAGCCUUCCACUUCCACCUCCCACCUUUGUAUUAAGAAGCCCUCGUCUAAAGCCCCCGUUUCAUCAGCUUCUUCUGCUUUGGGCCAAGUUAAGGAUGGAGCCUCGGCAGUAGAAGAACACUCAGGCAACCGGGAGCCAGAAUGCAAAAGGAGGAGAACAGAUGAUGAUGUGACAGGAUCAGCUAAGGGGGAUGUUCUGUCUACACUGCCAGUGAAAGAGACUAAAACGGACAAGAUGGAGGAGUCGCUGACAUGCGUCAUUUGCCAGGACCUGCUGCACGACUGCAUCAGCUUACAGCCUUGCAUGCAUGUUUUCUGUGGCGCCUGCUACUCUGGCUGGAUGGAGCGCUCGUCGCUGUGUCCCACCUGCCGCUGCCCCGUGGAGAGGAUUUGUAAAAACCGCAUUCUGAACGACCUGGUGGAGGCCUACCUCAUCCAGCAUCCAGAGAAGAGUCGCAGUGAGGAGGACCUGAAGAGCAUGAACAGCCAAAACAAGAUCACUCAGGACAUGUUGCAGCCCAAAGUGGAACGUUCCUUCUCUGAGGAGGAGGGCAGUUCAGAUUACCUCUUUGAGCUGUCAGACAAUGACAGCGACUCUUCAGACAUUAGUCAGCCCCUUCUGAUGUGCAGGCAGUGUCCGGGCUACACGCGGGAUAUGGGCCAAGUUCUGUUUGCUUCGAGCUCAAACUAUUGGUUCACUGGUCUUCCAACUCUACCACCUGUCCAGCCUCCUCCUACACCUGCUUGUGGGGAGGGAGCAGCAAGGCCGGCCGGAGAGCCGGCCGGAGAGCAGCCCUCCACGUCCUCCGACCGGCCCUCAGCUGACACACCUCAGGAGUACUGCUGCCCCCCGCAGGGCCGCCACCUCAUCUGCACCUGCUGCCUCCAGCCGAUGCCAGACCGGCGGGCCGAGCUCAGCAACCAGCAGCAAGUUAUCGCUCAGCAAUGUAUGCUGUGCCAGAGUCCGUUCUGCCACAUGUACUGGGGCUGCCAGAGGAUUGGCUGCCAUGGCUGCUUGGCUCCAUUCAGUGAGCUUAAUCUGACUGAAAAGUGUCUGGAUGGCGUUCUGAACAACAACGCAUACGAGUCAGAGGUUCUACAAAACUACCUUUCUGCUAAGGGAAAGACAUGGAAAGAUCUGCUCCAGGAGUCCUUGCAAGGCUUACAGGAGGGAAAGUUUCUCCUGACAGAUUGUCGCAUCUCGACGGACACCCUGCUGUGUUUCUGCUGCGGCCUGCGAGCCUUCAAGGAGCUGGCCUACAAGUACAGACAGAACAUCCCUCCGGCUGAACUGCCAGCUUCUGUGACAUCUCGUCCCGACUGUUACUGGGGGCGUAACUGCCGCACGCAGGUGAAGGCGCAUCACGCAGUGAAAUUCAACCACAUAUGUGAACAGACGCGUUUCAAGAGCUGAAGGAGCCGGACGGUCGGUUCUUCUGAGUCAAAUGCACAUGUGAAACACGACCUCGAUGCGUCUCGCUCUGCCCGCCGUAGACGACCCGCCUUAUGCAAUUGCCUAAUGCACUUAUUAACAAUCAGUGUCCAUUUACAACAAUGACCGUGUUCUCCACACAUAUUCAGGAGAACGGUAUCUAUGCACAUUCGGAUUAUUCCCUUUUGAGUGAAGGUCUUUUCACUCGUACAAGUUGCUGUUGCUCAGAAUAAUAAACACCCCGAAACAGCCGAUAUCUGGUAAAGGAAUCAUUUGUUUAGGUGGUGAAAUGGUUAAAGGUGCUAGUUAGUGUCGCUGUCACCCUGGGCAACAAAAACUUCAAUUUUGUUUUUAGAUUAGAACUUGUGUAUGGAAGAGGGAUAUGUACGCAUGCUAAACAAGCUUUUUUUUUCGCCCCGUUUUCUUCAUGAGAGAAUUAUUUUUGAGCAUUUUCCCAAUAUGCUAAUGUUAUUAUUAAGGGAUUUCCAUAAUUCAUUACAUCUAAAUAAUCAUGUGAAAUACCUUUUACUAAGUAAAUUACAAUAGCAUUCAUUUAUUUCACAAAUUCUACUCAAAACGUGAAAGUCUUGGAAGAUAAAGAUUCAUUACUCUGUUAUGUAUUUCAGUGUUUUUUGUUGCUUUUUUUUAAUGCAAUUGAAGGUUGAAAUGAACAAAAUUCCCCAAAAUUACUUGAGGGAGGAGGGAAAAUGGAAAAAAAACAUAUUUUGGUCGUUUGCAGUAUUUUCUGAUUUGAUGUCAUGGCAAACACAAUCACUCAGAAGACUACCAGCAGAAAUGCACUGACUGUUUUCAUUGAAAGUAAGCCACAAAAGAUGAUUGCUAAAAGGAUCUGGAAAGUUGAGUGGAAGGAAAAAAAAGUGUGGCACAUCUGAUUUUUCAUAUUGAGUUACUUACUCUUACUCUUCCAACUUAUUCAGACGCACCUAUAAGGGUCACAGGAACAGUAAAGUAUUUUCAGUUUAAAACAGCCCAUCACAAUGCUAUAUGUUGCUAGCAUUAACCAGUUAAGUAUUACCGCUUAGGGAUUUUUUUUCCCCCUGCUUAUAUCACUGCGUUUCCAGGCAAAAGCAAAAAAAACAAACAAACACACACACACUAAAACUCUAACACAUUGUGAUCCAGUGUGAUAUUUGUGCAGGAUUUUGUUGUUGCCGUGUAGUAAGGGCUAAUCUGUGUAUGAUGAAAUGCGUUGCUUCCUUCUGUAGAACUUCAGGGAAGAAAAGCAACAUGAAGUCAUGCUGCAUUUACAGGAAACUCUUGGACGGAUCAAGCCAAUAAGAGACGCAGCAUGUGCUCAGUCGCUCGCAUUCAUCUUACCUCUCUCAUCAGAGCGUUGGAUCUCUGUUGAUUUUUCUCUCAUCGCUCCUCAGGUACACAACACUUUUAUUUUGAAACUUUCUUUGCAAAAUGGGCGGGGGGGGGAAUCUGAAGCGCACUGACAUCCUCUUUAAGACUAUCAAUAUCUCAGAUUGUUAAUGUAGUAACUGGACAAAUCACGCUUGGCUUCUUCUAGUUUCUGUCUAGCUGACACUUCUGUAAGGUAGAUUUAAAGUUUUUCAUAUAUAUAUAUAUAUAUAUAUAUAUAUAUAUUAAAACUCUAAACGUAUCACUAACCUUCCGUUUAUUAGUGUGUUGAAAAUGGUGAUGGAUGUAAAGAAGUAGAAAUGCUUAAAGCAGGCCUUAGAAAGGCCAAGUUUCACGUGGAUUUCUUAUUGAUUUUUUCAAUUUAUGCAGAUUUGUUUUGUUUUAUUUUUUCCUGGACAUGGACGAUCUUUACUCAAGUUUCUCACAUUUAAGAGAAAGUUCAAAACAUUACUAAACAUCCUAAGACAUUCUGUGCUUGGCUCAUUGAAAAUAAAUUGCCUGCAAUAUCUGGGUUUUAAUUGUACAUAAAGAUUAAUUCCACAAUAUAAUGGAGAUUUCCGCACAAACAAAAUUCCUUUAUAGUAUAAGAAAGUUGCUCAUUUCUGAUGUACAUGUAACUUUGAUCAUAUUUAGUUUUAUGUUGCCUGUUAAAUCAAUGAGGCAAAUAAAAAAAGUAGUUAAAGGGCACUUUCCUGCUUCUACCUUUGUGUGUGGGGUUAGGUCACUGUUUUCUGUAUUUUAAUUUUUAAUAUAUAUAUAUAUAUAUUUUUUUUAUUUCAUGCUGAGUCUAAAUAUACAUUCUUUAGCAGCUCAGCCUCUCGGCACAAGCCUGAUCAAUCCCCCCCCCCCGCAGACAAGUUUUAAUUAUUUGCUGCAGGAGAUCUGGCUGAGCUAACAACAAUCCCAAGCCGCUCCAAUGAGGAAUUGGUAUUAGCGGCUUUUGAGGGGUGCUGUAAA
Molecule: messenger RNA, 4429 nt
Organism: Xiphophorus couchianus (Monterrey platyfish)
Lineage: Eukaryota; Metazoa; Chordata; Actinopteri; Cyprinodontiformes; Poeciliidae
Gene: chfr
Product: checkpoint with forkhead and ring finger domains, E3 ubiquitin protein ligase
Exons: 18
Coding region: 173-2068 (631 amino acids)
Biological process (GO): mitotic cell cycle checkpoint signaling; protein ubiquitination; ubiquitin-dependent protein catabolic process
Cellular component (GO): nucleus
Molecular function (GO): protein binding; ubiquitin-protein transferase activity
Source: RefSeq, a predicted model, not a curated record